AUGGACUCCUCACAAGACCCGCACCCUCACCCUCACUCACCAGGCCUAUCGCCUCACCUCCACAAUGUCCUAACCGACCUCCACCGACGUCCCUAUCCACACGUCCCCAACCCACCCCUAUGCAAGAAACGCGCCUCCGUCGCCUUAAUCCUCCGCGUCCGCCCGACAUACGACCACUGGCCCAGCCCAACAGAUAUCGACAUCGGUGAUCCAGAAUUAUCCGUCGAAGACCGACUGGAUGACUUCUUCGCCCAGCCAUGGGUGAAAUAUGGGGAUCCGGAGGUACUUUUCAUCAAGCGCGCUUCACGUCCCGGGGAUCGCUGGACUGGACAUGUCGCAUUGCCGGGCGGAAAGCGUGACCCUGAGGAUGAGGAUGAUAAGGCUGCUGCUAUUCGGGAAGCGUCUGAGGAAAUUGGCUUGGAUUUGACUACGGAUGAUUGUAUUUGUGUGGGGAAUUUGCCUGAGCGGGUGGUUACUACCAGUUGGGGAUCCGUGCCGCUGAUGGUUCUUUGUCCUUUCGUCUUUAUCACGACGCGGUGUGAUUCCCCGAUGCUGCGACUACAACCGACGGAGGUAGCUUCGACACAUUGGAUCCCGUUGCGCGCACUACUCUCCUCGUCCCUUCGCACGGUAGAACAUGUGGACAUGUCCCAGCGAUUCGCGAGACAGGGUGGAUUCCUGACCAGAUUGGCUGUCCGGUCUAUGCUAGGCUGGAUGCAGUUCUCAGCCGUUCGAUUACUUCCCGCCGAAACGGUGCAGUGUACUUCGAUCCCGGGAUUCGUGCCAGACGAGCAGAGUGACAAGGGAUCGUCAUCGUCGCUAAUUCAGCGCUUCAAAUCAUGGCUGAUUCGGGGGGAUCUCAACCGUCCCCUUUUACUCUGGGGUCUUACGCUUGGGAUCUUAGCGGAUUUCUUGGAUAUGUUGCCUCCGCAUACUACUGUUCAACAAUGGAAAUAUCCGACAUUUACGGCGCCGGAUUUGCGGUUCAUUGUUAGUAUUUUGACUUACAAUCUGCGGAAACGGAAUGCGCGCAUGGUUAAGUCGGGUGCUCGGUCUACGAGUGACACGGCGUUGGACGCUGAGACUGCUGCUUUGUCGGUUACCCCGGGGUCGAAUACAUCGAAGCAUGAUGAUAAUGAGGUUGGAAUUGGCGGUCUUGGAGUGGGUCGAUACUAUGGCCCAUCUGAUCGUGCUUCGGAUGGAACCUCGUAUGCUGUUGGGAUUAUGCUGCGUGGAUAUUAUCAGCGGCUGCGAGUUGCCAUCUAUGUAUUCAUUGCCUGGCGCAUGGCGUUGGGAUCGGCGGCAGCCAUUGCAGGGUGGCGAUUGAUUCGUCGAAGACUUCGAUAA
Messenger RNA from Penicillium waksmanii, 1347 nucleotides. RefSeq names its product NUDIX hydrolase. The transcript has 3 exons. The coding region runs from base 1 to 1347 and encodes 448 amino acids. The record is from RefSeq and is a predicted model, not a curated record. Gene Ontology annotation, molecular function: coenzyme A diphosphatase activity. NCBI's taxonomy places the organism in Eukaryota, Fungi, Ascomycota, Eurotiomycetes, Eurotiales, Aspergillaceae.